AUGGCUCAUAGCACAGGCUCCCAGUACUCCCUGCACUCAUUGACAGACGAUAACAAAUCAUACAGUUCCUCUCUUGAGCAGCCUUAUGUGUCCGAACCUGACUACCCCACCCACCCCAUAAUUAGUGACAUGUUUUACGGAACCUUUCCGAGUUAUUACAUAGAUGAUGAGGACGAUGAGGAUGAUGAUAGGGAAUAUUUUCUUAGGAAAGAAUCAAAAAUCGGUCAAGAUCCCAAACCAGACGAAAAUGAAACGGACAAUGUCGAAAAUAAAACGGAGGAAAUCGAAAAUAAAACGGCGGAAGUCGAAAAUAAAACGGAGGAAGUAGGCAACCCGAAUAAAAUGUUGACUUUUUUUCAAGUGGUUAUGAUCAUCGUUCUUUUGUUGCGAUUAGGAAGGAAGCGCUGCGUGAGGCUAAGGAGAAAGCACGAGGCGAGGAAGCAUCUAUUAAAAUACCUGGACAAAGUGAACACCAAAAUUAAAAAGGACGAUAGUAAGAUGCAAAACAAGUUAAAAAAAAUGGAGGCAAAAAUCAAAAGGGAAGAAAACCAAAUGGAGGAAAAAUGGAAAAAAAGAACACAAAGAACCAAGGAUAAAAUAAGCAAAAAACCAGCGAAAGUCACCUUGCCUGGUAUAGGCCCAUACUACGACAAAGAUAAAGUCCUUAUGGAUAAAAAAAUGGACAGUUUAGAUGUCCAUUAUGAAAGGGAUAAAUAUAGGAAGAAGAGGCGAUGGGGUAUUAUGAAAUCAAAUUAUCAUAAUGAUCUCAAGGAGAUGCAAGAUAAACAAGAAAGGAGGAAACUGAAGAAGUGCCAAAAAAUGUAUAAGUUUGAAAAGGAAUGGAAUUUUGGACCCAAAACAAUGAAAAGGUACUUGAAACAGAAAGAACGAGAAUACGAUUAUGCUACAAACUAUGGUAGGAAUGAACAGUUAAAAAGAGAAGAGGAAAAGAAGGCGAAGUAUGAGGCAAAAGGGGCAGAAGCGGGUGAAGAAGAGGACGAUGACGAAAAUGAUGAGGAAGAAGAGGAAGAAGCAGAUAGAGAAAACGAAGAUAACGAAGAGUAUGAAGAAGACUAUGAGGAAGAAGAAUACGAAGAAGAUGAAUGCUAUAAUGGAGGUAGGAAUUAUAAUGAUUAUGAUUAUUAUGAUCACGAAGAUUAUGAGGACUAUUAUUUUAAUAGUUACGAUGAUGGAUAUUAUGAAGAUUUUGAUCAUUAUUACGACAAUUACCCUCACGGCAGUGGCUACUACGACAAUCAGUACUAUUAG
Molecule: messenger RNA, 1269 nt
Organism: Plasmodium cynomolgi strain B
Lineage: Eukaryota; Apicomplexa; Aconoidasida; Haemosporida; Plasmodiidae
Exons: 2
Coding region: 1-1269 (422 amino acids)
Source: RefSeq, a predicted model, not a curated record